GGCGGCGGGAACGUGCGCGCGGUGACGUGCCGGGCGCCAUGUUGGAGGGCUGGUGGUAGCGGCUCGGGAGGUGCUCGCCCGCUCGGUCUCGCUCUCUCGCUCGCUUCCCCCGGCUCCCUUCGGUGCCCCCCUCCCCCGUCGCCUACGUGCCGGAGUGUGUGCGAGGGAGGGGGAGGGCGUCGGGGGGGUGGGGGGAGGCGGUCCGGUCCCCGGGCGAGCGGCGGACGAGGCGAGGCUGCGGGCGGCUCCGGGAAGCCAUGGACGUCGAGAGGCUGCUGGAGGCGCUGAAAGAUUUCGAGAAGAGGGGCAAGAAGGAAGUGUGCCCAGUGCUGGACCAGUUUCUCUGUCACGUCGCCAAGACCGGAGAGACGAUGAUUCAGUGGUCCCAAUUUAAAGGUUAUUUUAUUUUCAAACUGGAGAAAGUGAUGGAUGAUUUCAGAACUUCAGCUCCUGAACCAAGAGGUCCUCCCAAUCCUAAUGUCGAAUAUAUUCCUUUUGAUGAAAUGAAGGAAAGAAUACUGAAAAUUGUCACUGGAUUUAAUGGUAUUCCUUUCACUAUUCAGCGACUAUGUGAAUUGCUAACAGAUCCAAGGAGAAACUAUACAGGAACAGACAAAUUUCUCAGAGGAGUAGAAAAGAAUGUGAUGGUUGUUAGCUGUGUUUAUCCUUCUUCAGAGAAAAACAGUUCCAAUAGUUUAAAUCGAAUGAAUGGUGUUAUGUUUCCUGGAAAUUCACCAAAUUAUACUGACAGGUCUAACAUAAAUGGUCCUGGAACACCCAGACCACUUAAUCGACCAAAAGUUUCUUUGUCAGUCCCUAUGACUACAAAUGGCUUGCCUGAGAGCACAGACAGCAAAGAGCCAAAUUUACAGCAAAAUGAAGACAAAAGUCGCAGUGACUCUCCGACAUCUGACUCAGAAGGUUCUUCAGUGAGUCCUAUAAAAAAUAAACAUCCAGAUGAAGAUGCUGUGGAAUCCGAGGGACAUGAGGUAAAAAGACUCAAGUUUGACAAAGAAAGUGAAGUCAGAGAGACAGCCAGUCAAACAUCUUCCAGUGAAGUAUCUUCAGUUAUGAUAGAAGAAACAGAAGCAGCAUCUUCAUCGCGGGACAAAAACAAAGAAAGUAGUUGUACCAGGCAGCACUGUACAGAGGAGGAUGAGGAAGAGGAUGAAGAUGAAGAAGAAGAGUCUUUUAUGACAUCAAGAGAAAUGAUCCCAGAAAGAAAAAAUCAAGAAAAAGAUUCUGAUGAUGCCUUAACUGUGAAUGAAGAGACUUCUGAGGAAACUAAUCAAAUGGAGGAAUCUGAUCUGACUCAACCUGAGAAAGAUUUACAUUCUGAAGUUAGUGAAAAUACAGGCCCUGUAAGUAGUGAUUCUGAUUACCAUGAAUCAGAAGAAUUAGUAGAAUCCAAUUCCAGUAAAACUGGAAAGAUUCUCUCAGAAUCAUCUAUGGAAAAUGAUGACGAAGCCACAGAAGCCACAGAUGAACCAAUGGAACAAGACUAACUAUUUAGAAACAUUUAGAUGCAGUAUUUUACAUACAGUUCUGGUUUUACACUGUAUAAAACUUUUAUGUAAUAAAGUGGACCUUUAGUUUUACAAGAGAAGCAGGUUGUAAAAUAAAGUACUUUAUGGGAUAAAUCCUGAGAGUUGUAUGUGAGAACUGUGAAUAUCAGCUCCUCUGGGUCCUGCUUACCGCUGACUUUUUUGGGGUCUGGUCAAAUCAGUGGUUUGUGUAUAGAUUUUUUUUUUAAUUUAGAAUUAAAGGUUUUAAACUGGAAGGUAAUAAUUAUAAUUUUGAAAACCUUUUGGAGAUUAUCACAUUUAGUUUACUACAUACGCAAAAAAGCUUUUUGUCUUCUCUCUUUGGGACAUCUGUAGCAGUUUUUGUAUUUUGGUCAUACUUUCAACAUUUUAACGUGAAUUAUAGGGUUUCAUGCUGGUUUCCAGAUUUUGUUUGGCUAUGUACAAUGGAACGUUAAGUCAUAUAUACAUAUAUAUAUAUGUGUGUGUAUAUAUAUAUAUUAUUCUAAGGGGGGAAAUGUUAUAUUUUUCUGUUUCUAUAAGAGAUGAAUACAGUGGAUACUUUUUCUAUUGGUAAUGAUUGAGUUCACCUCUUUCAGAAGACAGUUUCUUUCUCUUCUGAGAAUUCAAAUAAAAUCUGGCCCUUGUGAAACCCUGGAAAUGUUAAGUCUGUUGAAAUACUAGGUUAAACACAUUCCAAGAGAUCUGUUCAACUAAAAUUCUUUUGUAUACUUCUGAGGUGCCUGAGAAAAAGACUUCAUUAUUUAUGAGAAAAUGUGCUUUAUCUUGGAAAUUGUGUUCAAACAUUAGCGUACUAUUUUGUAGAAUGAAUGCUUGUAAAGUUGAUAGGAGUCCAUCUCAGAAGAACCAGGGAGGUUCCUUUUACCUUUUGCUUGCUUUUCUGAACAUUGUGAAUAUUACACAUUUCUUCCUAAAUUAUUCUAGAGUGUGCAAAUGUCAAUGGUAUGAAACACCACUGUACUGGAAGAAUUAAUAUAUUACUUAGCAAUGUGUACCAGAGCUAAAUGACUAAAGCUUUAGCGGUGCAUAAAAACCACCAUGAUUUGUAUGACAUUUUGAAGUGAAUUAAAUAUUUUUGAACAUGCUUCUUUGACAGCCAGUGUUAUAUUUUUCAGAUCAACACAAAGCACAAUGAUUACUCUAAACUCGAUAUUUUCAAAUUCACAUAUUUAAAGUCAUACAAGCUGCAACUUCCCUGUCAAAAUUACUGGCUGCCAAAUUUAUACCUGUUUCUUCAGCUGUACCUUUUGAUAUUUAGAAUUUUUAAAUUUCUGUAGAUUUUGUAGAAUGUAAUGUGUUCACUGCCUUUGUGAAGCGGUAUAUAAUUGUAUAAUUUCUGUGUGUAAACGAAUGCUUGGGCUUUCAAUACAGUAUUCCUAUAAAGCAAUAAAUAUUAAUGUUAUGAAAUAUUCGAGUACAUUUUUAUCAAAAUAUAAAAGAACCCCUUUUUUUAGUUUCAGAUACCUGAAGUCCACAGAUGAACUUAAACUGCAAACAGUUUCUGACACUGUAUCAUAAGAUUUGGGGGUGAUUGGGGCAGCAACCACAAACUUUGCAUUUUGACUACUUAAUUGCUGACUACAAUUACCAAAAUGAUUUGGCUCCAGUUAUGUUUCUAGAGUAUUAUACUACUGACUGACUUAACUGUCAGGUUCACAACAUCUAGAGAAUAUAUUUAUGUUAUAUCUAUUAAUUUAAUUAAAAACUAAAUCUGUUUUAUUUUACCCAUGUGAAGGGGAAAUAAUCAAAAAUUGUAAAUUUAAAAAAUUUUUGCAAAAAUGUUAAAAUUAAGCAGAUUUUAAAUGUGACAUUUGUAGUGACAUUUUGUUGAGGGGUAUUUUGCCAAUGAACAGAUUUUAAACACUUAAGUUUAGACAUUUUAAAAUUUUCUUUAGAAUAUUUAUGAAAUUAUUAUCAAUAAACCUAUUCUUUAAGAGCCUGUGACCUUUUGAUAUUCUUAUUUUAAUAGUGCCAUGGACCAUUUGUUAAGAGAUUUAACUGUUGGUUAUAAAUUGAAGAUUUAGCAUCAUGAUUUUAAGUGUGGUCUGUGGUUUAAUUUGUAUACUUGCAGUUGCGAUUUUUGCAAGGGCAAAUAUAUUUCUUUAUUAAAUAAAGUACAAUAAUGGUGAAUAUACCAAUAUGCCAUAACUGAACUCUAUGAGAUCUACAUUUUAAUCUAUAGUUUGAUAGUUUUAAUAUUUAUUAGCUAUUCAUGUUAGUCAUGGAUCAGGCUUGUUGGCUAUUGGAACAGAAACUGUAGAAUGUUCAUGGAAUAUUUAAUUUAAGGUAGAGGAAUACUUUUUUUUUUUUUGCCACACCCAGCAGUGCUCAGGGCUUAUUCCUGGCUCUGUGCUCAGGGAUCACUUCCUGGCAGGCUUGGGGACCAUGUGGGCUGCUGGGGAUUGAAACUUGUCAUCUGCAUGCAAUCACUGUACUGACUCCCUAGAUGGGAUACUUUAAACUGGGAAACCUUAAUCAAUUAGCUGGUUUUAGAUACUGAUGCCCGUUGGAUAUAAGUUUUCACAAGCAUGAGUAUGCAUAGGUGCACUUAGACUUUGCUGAAUGAAACUGUCAGUUGUAGGAGCUGAUUGAGAUGUGAAUUUUAAAAAGAAAUUGUAGAUGUAUUUUCUGAACAUCGGGAGAGUAAUGUUAGACCUAAAUAAAUAACAAGACCUCAGUUGAUAAAUUAUUGGGGGCAGUGUUUUAUUUUGGCCUUAGCAAAUUACCAGUUAAACUCUGUAGACUCUGAGCCCAACAUGAAAGCUUGAAGUGCUUCUGAGGAAAUUUUAAAUAUACGUGUUUUUAGGCCCCUCUUAAAAACUGAAAAUCUUUGUACGUUAAAAAAAGUUUACAUUCUUAAAAGGUGGAAUGGAAAUUAGUGGAGAAUGCCAUAUUUUAAAUACCGAUUAUUUAAUUUUUUUAGUGUUCCAUUGUUAAGUUUUUGUUUUAAAUACAUCAUAUUAAUGGAAUCACCCUGUCAUGGGGCUUGGGAAGCUUUGGAAGUAUUAAGAACCUUUGGUUUCGAAAGACUUCCUAGCCAGAUACUGUAUGGGCCAGGCGAUAAGGCCUGUUGAAGCAGGAUCGCUUAGGAUUUUGUUUUCCUGGUGUAGAUAGGCAUGCAUUUAUGCGUUUCUGCAUUUGUAAAAUUUGCAGUUUUUCAAAUAAUGUAAAUGUUAUAUGCUAGCUUAUUUACAAAGGUACUGGGCAGGUUUUAAAGCUGCUACAAUGUUUGAUCAUGAGAUGUAAUUUGUAAAAAUGAAAAUGCAACUUGUAGAACCAAAGGAUUUCAAAGUUUUGGCUAGUUUCAAAUUGUCUUCCAAAUAGGAGUCUCUUAAAAUCCUUUUGUUUCAAUCAAAUGGAGCAGUUUUCUUGAGAUUAAUGCUAGAUCAUAAAGUGAAUACAUGCAAAGACCUUGUAAUUUAAUUUGGAAUUAUCAGUAGGUAUACUCGAUAUUGGCCUAAUAAGAAUGUUAGACUGUAUUGGUUAGAAUACAGCUAAUAUUUCACAAUUUAAAAAUACUCAGUACGUACACUUUUCAGAAAUAAUAUUUCAGCCUGGAUCCUAGAUUACUUGCCAAAUGUAUUUUCAUAAUGCAAUAAAAUGCAAAUUAGAAGAA
This is a messenger RNA of Sorex fumeus (smoky shrew), 5160 nucleotides long. It is a transcript of the gene PPP4R2, whose product is annotated as protein phosphatase 4 regulatory subunit 2. The transcript has 9 exons. Lineage: Eukaryota; Metazoa; Chordata; Mammalia; Eulipotyphla; Soricidae. The coding region runs from base 258 to 1505 and encodes 415 amino acids. Gene Ontology annotation, biological process: protein dephosphorylation. Gene Ontology annotation, molecular function: protein phosphatase regulator activity. The record is from RefSeq and is a predicted model, not a curated record. Gene Ontology annotation, cellular component: nucleus; cytoplasm; protein phosphatase 4 complex.